Messenger RNA from Rhodamnia argentea, 1012 nucleotides. RefSeq names its product MYB-like transcription factor EOBII. The record is from RefSeq and is a predicted model, not a curated record. The transcript has 3 exons. The coding region runs from base 12 to 929 and encodes 305 amino acids. Lineage: Eukaryota; Viridiplantae; Streptophyta; Magnoliopsida; Myrtales; Myrtaceae.
GGGGAGGAAAAAUGGUGAGGAGGCCAUGUUGUGAAAAGGAAGGGAUGAACAAAGGAGCUUGGUCUGCUGAAGAAGAUGAAAUCCUCAUCAACUAUGUCCAGAUUCAUGGUGAAGGCAAGUGGCGAAGUGUUGCUCAUAAUGCUGGUUUGAAUAGGUGUGCCAAGAGUUGCCGGCUUCGAUGGUUGAACUACUUGAGACCCGGCAUCAAACGAGGCGGCAUCACCAAGGAUGAAGAAGAUCUCAUCAUCCGGCUCCACCGCCUUCUCGGCAACCGGUGGGCCUUGAUCGCGGGGAGGCUUCCAGGACGAACAGACAAUGAAAUAAAGAAUUACUGGAAGACCAUCCUCGCCAAAAAGUGCGAAUCUUUCUCGCUGCAGUCUUGUGCGAGAAAAUCGAACCGCGAAGAGGAAGUUCUGCACUGCCGAAAUCAUGGGUCGAAGAAUAAUUCUGAUCAAGUCAUUGCAGACCAGCCAUCAGUGGCCGGUGUCUGCGGAAUUCCAAAUCUUAUCCAAGAAGAAAAGCACUGUUUGGUGGAGAAAAGCAUAGGCUUGAUCAGUAACGGCUGCAGCAUUGACAAUCAUGGCAUGUUUUCUUCUCCUCUGGGCCGAGAUGAAGGCGAUGAGGGUCAUCUGAGCUUUUUGACGAGCAUCGACGUCGAUAAGGAUUUCAUAAUGGAAGUUGCCGGGUCGGAGACACAGUUACUUCCCGGCAACGAAACCGCGCAUGAAGAUAAUAGUUAUGACAUAUUUGGUGGGUUCGACAAUAAGACUGCCAUGUCUUCAUCUCCUUCUGACAUCACUUCUGAUGAUCAAGUAGUCGAGAUUGAAACUGAAACUGAAACUGAAACUGAGGUGAUGUGUGAUCAGCAACCGUGGCUACAUGUGGAGCUGAAGAAGCUGGCUUCGUUUCUUGAUUUGGAAGAUGAAUGAAGGGUACACAGAUUUGACAUAAAAUUGACAAGUAGAAGUAGUUGCAGUAAAGAUUGACCGACAAAUUGUUGGGUCACCUAACU